UUUCAGAACUUUGAUUGAAACUCUUGUGAAAAUUAGCAAAGUUCUUUCAGAACCUUGAAAAUUAGUCCUAACGAGAACAUAAACAACGGGUGUGAUUUUGAUCAGUUUUUAAUCAAGUGACUUUUAACAAGGCGUUUCUAGUAAGAGAACAUGAGUAAGAAAGUUGUUGUGGAAAUCAUUGAACAACCACUAUCGGUUGAUCGAUUCCGUUACCCAUCAGAAGGAAGAACGAGUCGUUACACCAAAAUACCAAUGACUCCAAGAACGUACGCUUCUAUUCGAGUUCUAAAUUACACUGGGCAGGUGACUGUUGUAGUUUCAUGCGUAACUACGGAGAAACCUUACAGACAGCAUCCAAGCAUACUUGUCGGAGAAGAUUGCAAGAGAGGCGUCUGCACGGUAGUAUUCAAAACCGAUGAAUCAGAUCCAACUGUCUAUUUAUUCAAUAAUAUGGCAAUACAAUGCAUCAAAAAAGGCGAUAUGGAGCAGGUUCUGACCGAACGUGAGAAAUGCAACGUCGAUCCGUUCAAAACUGGAUUCGCACAUAAGAAGGAUAAAACCUUUCGAACAGCCGUGCGUUUGUGUUUUCAAGUGUUCAUCCGAUCAGGCGACAAGUACAAACCCGUAUAUCCCAUCGUGUCGGACAUAGUUCGUAGCAAAGACAGUUUCGAAAUUUUAGACAUUAGCGACACGACGAGCCCAACCACUGGUGGAAAGAAAAUCAUUGUCUUUUGUAGUAAUGUUACGAAAGGGGACCUCAAGGUACGGUUUUAUCGUGAAGACGAAAAUGGGAUGCUCGAAUGGGAGGCCUGGGUGCAAAAGCCGAUUAUUGUUCAUCGACAAGCCGCUAUUGUCUUCGAAACACCAGCGUAUGCCACACACGACAUAAGCGAACCAGUCGUUGUGCUGUUUGAGUUAGUCAGACCUUCAGAUGACAAACGUAGCGACCCGGCACGUUACUUCCGAUAUGUUCCCGAUCUAAUGAACGUUUUCAAUUUAAUUAAGAAAAAGAAGCAGAAAAUUACCCAAAGCGAAGUGCUCUUUAAGUAUAUUCAACAGAAGGGAGAUGAGAAACAAAGCCUUACCAAGACGGAACAUUUAAACAUCAAGCCCAAUAUUCCACCAAUGGUCCCCAAUAUUCCUCCAAUGGUCCCCAAUAUUCCUCCAAUGAACCACAAUAUUCCUACGAUGAACGCCAAUCAACAGUCCAACACAUGCACCACUGCCAGACCACCAACAACGCAAUCAAAUCUCGUGUCUAAUUUUGAUCGGCAUGAUCAGGCUCCGAUCAAUGGCCAAAGUGUCCCACAUCAGCCAACACAUUGUGACAACCGAAGUUUUUCACAUAAUCAUACUCAGCGCAACAGUGCGCGAAGUGAUCGUUGUCAAUAUGGUGGUGAACGACCACAAAUGCAACCCUUGCAUCCGCAAGUCAAUCAACCUCAUCACAGCCGCCAUCAGCAUAGUCCACUUCAAUUGCAGCCAUCAAAUAUCGAGCCAAUGAUUACCGAUCAAUUGCGAUCGCGGAACAGUAAUGCAGUUAAUCCGUCACAUUGUCAAUUACAACAGCAAAAUAUUUUCUCGGAAUACCAACCUUUAAGUAAUCAUCAAAUGCAUCCGUCACAUGGCCAAUCACAACCGCAACACAUUCACUCGAAGUUCCAAGGCUCAACCAAUCACCAAGUGCAAUCACACAAUACUAGUCAAUCCUUUCACCUGGCUACAAAUUCAAGACAACCUCAAUUUAAUAGUUAUCUUCAGCAGCAGGAGCAUCGUCACCAUCAUCAGCAGGAACACCACUUCCAGCAGCUGGAUCAGCAGCAGCACAGUCAAUCAAAUUUUCAUGGAAUGUCUGCAAAUCCUGGUUUUGGCGGAACGUAUCUAUCGAGUGCUACACCAUACCGUCCAAUUCCCAGUUUUUAUACAGAGCAUGAACAGAACGUGUUCGCAAAUAACUUCGUCCCUGACGGUAACAUUGACAAUGCAAGCAAUACCCUCCAUCCAUUAUUGAUUCACUAAAUUACUUUGUUGAAUGUUUACUUCACGUCUAUGUUAUGCAAAUAAAUGUGGGUUAAAUGUAA
Molecule: messenger RNA, 2081 nt
Organism: Bradysia coprophila
Lineage: Eukaryota; Metazoa; Arthropoda; Insecta; Diptera; Sciaridae
Biological process (GO): positive regulation of transcription by RNA polymerase II; inflammatory response; response to cytokine
Cellular component (GO): cytoplasm; nucleus
Molecular function (GO): RNA polymerase II cis-regulatory region sequence-specific DNA binding; DNA-binding transcription factor activity, RNA polymerase II-specific
Source: RefSeq, a predicted model, not a curated record